AUGGGAAGUGUGGGAGCAAAAGCCAUAAAGCGCACUGAGAAGGAAAAGGAAGAGGAGUAUAUUGACUGGGAUGCCCGUAAGAACCAAACCCAGAAAGUUGGUAGGUUGAGUCUGAUCGUGAGGGCGAUGCGAACGGCAAAUCGCACCGCUGCAUUGACGGAUGGUGGAGCCACGUCCGCAACCAAUGAAACAGGUGCAGAGGGAUCCUCGCUUUCCAAUAAACUGGCGGACCUUUCGGAGAGGGACAACGCAAUUCUCACCCGGGAACAAGAACUGAGCAGUCUUACUGCACUUGGAGACGCGGAAUUCCAUGUGGACAGCAAGCUGAAGUAUGAUGCUCAGCUAGAGAGUGAGCUUACCGACCCUUGCGUCAUCUGUGCGAUGUAUAAACACAAAACCAUCCUCGAGUGCCGAGUGUGUGGCAGGCCGUACCACCAUAGCUGUCUGACCGGGCGAGGGAUUGGACUGGACACCAACUCGGCCAAGGCACUGGAGAGCGCCGAUACGGAGAUCGGUUGGACCUGUCCCGACUGUGAUUCUUUUGUUGACUUGAUAACGAUGGAUGCGAUGAGUGGCCUCAUGGUAGCGUUCGAUAACUACGACACAGACGGAGGUCAGAUUCAGUCAAGCAAAUUUAAUCAAGUUAUUAUAAAUUGUGAUAAACAGUUUACGAAAAACUUUAUCAAAUCUCGCUUUCAUAAUAAUGCAAAACUUGGGGGUAGCCUACUACGCAAGUCUAUGCCUUUUGCAGACAGUGCCCAUUUUACGUUUGAAAUAUACGACCGCAACGGCGACGGCAUGGUGUCAUGGUGGGAUUUCCUUAUGGUGGAGACCGUCAAAUUAUUGCAGCACCAACCACAGAGCCAAAUCGUUAAGUAUUUGAAAUCGGAAGAGAUUUCCCGUCUCCGGAGGUUCUUCAAGAUGUCCGACAAGCAUAACAUUGGGCUGGUGACCGUGGGUGAAUCGGAGCAGGCUUACCGGGGAUGGCUUAGGGCUCAGGGAUUGCAAAACACGGACGAAAUGAUGCGCUCAUUUGAGAGAUCAAGCAGUUCAGACGAGUGCAACAAAAUGAUCACCUGGGAGAGAUUUAUAUGGAACAAGGCGUUAGCUGUCAUUACAUCCAGGCCGAACACACAGACGAUCAAACCGUACGUCGUCACCAAUGAGCAGACGGCUCUCUGA
Molecule: messenger RNA, 1182 nt
Organism: Asterias rubens (European starfish)
Lineage: Eukaryota; Metazoa; Echinodermata; Asteroidea; Forcipulatida; Asteriidae
Product: PHD finger protein 24-like
Exons: 8
Coding region: 1-1182 (393 amino acids)
Source: RefSeq, a predicted model, not a curated record